Brassica oleracea var. oleracea is the source of this 2061-nucleotide messenger RNA. RefSeq names its product 3-epi-6-deoxocathasterone 23-monooxygenase. Gene Ontology annotation, molecular function: heme binding; oxidoreductase activity, acting on paired donors, with incorporation or reduction of molecular oxygen, NAD(P)H as one donor, and incorporation of one atom of oxygen; iron ion binding. Gene Ontology annotation, biological process: brassinosteroid homeostasis; brassinosteroid biosynthetic process; multicellular organism development. The transcript is spliced from 9 exons. The record is from RefSeq and is a predicted model, not a curated record. Lineage: Eukaryota; Viridiplantae; Streptophyta; Magnoliopsida; Brassicales; Brassicaceae. Bases 187 to 1704 code for a protein of 505 amino acids.
UUUCUUUUCAUGCAUGGCUUUUGAGAUUUGAGAAACCUAAUUCCUAAUAUCUCCUCAUAAAUACUUAUGUUAUAGUUUCAUGUGCUUUGGCAUGUUAUUAACUUCUUUUAGUAUGUAUUUAAGUAUUCUCCGGCAAAUUUAAGUCUUUUCCGGUCGCCGGAAAAUCUUUACUCCCCAUCUGGUUUCAUGGAUUAUUGGAUCGCCGGUUUCUUGGUUUUGACGGCCGGAGUUCUACUCCUUUCAUGGCUCUGGUUCCGUUUAACAAACUCAAAAACAAGAGAUGAAGACAAACAAGAAGAGAGUGAGAAGAAGAAGGGAAUGAUUCCGAAGGGAAGUUUAGGAUGGCCGGUGAUCGGAGAAACCCUAACCUUUAUUGCUUGUGGAUAUUCUUCUCGGCCUGUUUCCUUCAUGGACAAACGAAAGUCUUUGUAUGGGAAGGUGUUCAAGACGAACAUAAUAGGGACACCAAUCAUAAUAUCAACCGAUGCAGAAGUUAACAAAGUGGUGCUCCAAAACCAUGGGAACACAUUUGUCCCUGCAUACCCUAAAUCAAUCACUGAACUACUUGGAGAAAACUCUAUUCUCAGCAUCAAUGGAGCUCAUCAAAAGAGGCUACACACUCUCAUUAGCGCGUUCCUUAGAUCCCCUCACCUCAAGGAGAGGAUCACUCGAGACAUUGAGGCCUCGGUUGCUCUCACUUUAGCUUCUUGGUCUCAACUUCCCUUGGUUCAUGUCCAAGAUGAGAUCAAAAAGAUGACGUUUGAGAUACUAGUAAAACUGCUGAUGAGCAUAUCUCCUGGUGAAGAUUUGAAUAUUCUUAAACUAGAGUUCCAAGAAUUCAUCAAGGGUUUGAUUUGUAUCCCCAUCAAAUUCCCUGGCACUAGACUUCAUAAAUCCUUAAAGGCCAAAGAAAGGUUAAUAAAGAUAGUUCAGAAGGUUGUGGAGGAGAGACAAGUGACUACGACCGAGAUGCCAAAUUCUCCAGCAAAUGACGCGGUGGAUGUGCUCUUAAGAGACGUUAAUGACGGUGGUUGUUCGGAUAAGCAAUCUCACCCGUUAGAUUUCAUCAGUGGAAAGAUCGUAGAGAUGAUGAUACCCGGAGAAGAAACGAUGCCAACGGCGAUGACGUUGGCUGUCAAAUUUCUAAGUGACAAUCCCGUCGCUCUAGCUAAACUCGUGGAGGAGAAUAUGGAGAUGAAGAGGCGUAAAUUGGAGUCGGGAAAAGAAUACGGUUGGUCAGAUUAUAUGUCUCUCUCUUUUACUCAAAAUGUGAUAAAUGAAACGUUGAGAAUGGCUAAUAUCAUUAACGGUGUGUGGAGGAAGGCUCUUAAAGAUGUGGAAAUAAAAGGUUACUUGAUACCAAAAGGAUGGUGUGUAUUGGCAUCAUUUAUAUCAGUUCACAUGGAUGAAGAUAUUUACGAGAAUCCCUAUCAAUUCGAUCCGUGGAGAUGGGAUAGGAUUAAUGGAACGGCAAACAGUAAUAUUUGCUUCACACCCUUUGGUGGUGGGCAAAGGCUAUGUCCCGGUUUAGAACUAUCUAAGCUCGAAAUUUCCAUCUUUCUUCACCAACUCGUAACCCGGUUCAGUUGGACAGCCGAGAAAGACGAGAUCGUGUCAUUUCCAACGGUCAAGAUGAAACGGAGGCUUCCGAUCCGAGUGACUCCGGUCGAGAGAACCUCUCCUAUCUCAGUUGAAGAUCAUUAGCUAAUAUAUCCUUGAAAAGAAGCAAGUGUUUAGGCAAAAAGAAGGAGAGAAGCAAACAAAUAUAUUUUAAAAAUAUAGCAAACAAGAUUGGAGAGUAAGAGCAGAAAGAGCCAUACGUACAGCUAGUGUGGCUCAACGAGCAGAAAGAGACUCUAAUUAUUUAUAUUUUUUGUCAUGUCAAAUUAUAAGCGUUGGUACUUGGUUAGGUUGUCCCUUUCUCUUUUAUUAUCGUAUCAAAGCCAAACGCAACUUGAGAUAUGAUUCCAUAGAUAUGUAUGGUUUUCGUGUAAAUUGAUAUAAUCCUAGGCAUGUCUCAGUUAAAAUCUCUAUCUAGUUUUUUACUUUUAAUUUUUUUGU